UUUGGGGGCUGGAGGCGAGAGGAGCUUUUGGGGCCGAGUUCGGGGCAAUUGCGGGAUGGAAGUUAGCGAAUUUGGGCAACUUGCCUGUACUACCCAGUCUACCUCUGCUCUCUCCCACACGCACGCCCACACAGCCACGCACACCCACGCACACACUCCUCUCCUUAUAAACCAGCGCCGCGGGGCUGGCCGCUCACGGAGUCCCUGCCUAGCCGAGCAUCGGACUUGGAGUCAGAGAGACGUGGCUGCGAAUCCCGGCUCCGCCACUUUCUAGCGCUGUGACCUUGGCACAACAGCUCCGGCUGGCAGCAUCACCUCCCACCAAUUUAUCCAACUUCUGCUGAGGCUCUGAAAUGCCAACGAUGUCGAGACCUGCACUUGAUGUCAAGGGUGGCACCUCACCUGUGAAGGAGGAUGCCAACCAAGAGAUGAGCUCUCUAGCCUACUCUAACCUGGGGGUGAAAGAUCGCAAAGCAGUAGCCACUCUGCACUACCCCGGGGUAGCCUCAAAUGGAACCAAGGCCAGUGGGGUUCCCACUAGUUCCUCUGGAUCUCCAACUCCAAUAGGCUCUCCUACCACCACCCCUCCCACUAAAUCCCCACCCUUCAACCUGCACCCUGCCCCUCACCUGCUGGCCAGUAUGCAGCUGCAGAAACUUAAUAGCCAGUAUCAUGGGAUGGCUGCAGCCACUCCAGGCCAACCAGGGGAGGCAGGGCCCCUGCAAAACUGGGGCUUUGGGGCUCAGGCGGGAGGGACGGGGUCACUCUCUCCUCCUGCUGGUGCCCAGAGCCCUGCUAUCAUCGAUUCGGACCCAGUGGAUGAGGAGGUGCUGAUGUCAUUGGUGGUGGAACUGGGACUGGACCGGGCUAAUGAGCUUCCAGAGCUGUGGCUGGGGCAGAAUGAAUUUGACUUCACUGCAGACUUUCCGUCUGGCUGCUGAUGCCAACUGUCCCUAAACAUGAAGGAAUAAAGCCACCAAUUCUGUUGUAAAUAAAAAUAAAAGUUACUUACAAAGA
Molecule: messenger RNA, 1017 nt
Organism: Myotis davidii
Lineage: Eukaryota; Metazoa; Chordata; Mammalia; Chiroptera; Vespertilionidae
Gene: CITED1
Product: Cbp/p300-interacting transactivator, with Glu/Asp rich carboxy-terminal domain, 1
Exons: 3
Coding region: 354-941 (195 amino acids)
Biological process (GO): melanocyte differentiation; regulation of DNA-templated transcription
Cellular component (GO): nucleus
Source: RefSeq, a predicted model, not a curated record